Nerophis lumbriciformis (worm pipefish) is the source of this 1980-nucleotide messenger RNA. NCBI's taxonomy places the organism in Eukaryota, Metazoa, Chordata, Actinopteri, Syngnathiformes, Syngnathidae. The record is from RefSeq and is a predicted model, not a curated record.
AUGGAGCAUAUCCGAACGCCGAAGGUGGAGCAGGUGCGCUUGUUGGAUCGUUUCAGCAACAAAUCCACCAGCGGCACACUAUACCUCACAGCGACGCACCUCAUCUUUGUGGAGGUCAGCUCCAACAAUUCCCCAUCUGCUGGGCAAGAAGUUUGGAUUUUGCACCACCACAUUGCAUCUGUGGAGAAGCUCUCGCUCACCACCUCGGGCUGUCCAUUGGUCAUUCAGUGUCGUAACUUCAGAGUGGUUCACUUUGUGGUGCAGCGAGAACGCGACUGCCAUGACAUCUACAGCUCGCUUUUGCGCCUUCUUCGGCCUGUGUCGUACGAUGAGCUGUACGCAUUCUCGUACAAUCCCAAACAGAACGACCAGCAGCGUGAGGAAGGCUGGCAGCUAAUUGACUUAGGAGCAGAGUUCGAGAGGAUGGGCGUCCCCUGCGACCAAUGGCAACUCACAGAUGUGAACAGAGACUACAAGAUUUGUGAGACAUAUCCACGCGACCUGUACGUCCCCAUCACGGCCAGUAAGCCCAUUAUUGUGGGCAGUUCCAAGUUCAGGAGCAAAGGACGCUUUCCAGUACUUACUUACUUCUACCAAGAGAAGAAGGCGGCAGUGUGCCGGUGCAGCCAGCCUCUGUCUGGCUUUAGUGCACGCUGUUUAGAAGAUGAGAGCAUGCUUCAGGCCAUCAGCAAAGCCAACCACAACAGCCGAUUUGUUUACGUCAUGGACACCAGGCCAAAACUCAACGCACUCGCCAACCGAGCGGCGGGCAAAGGCUAUGAGAACGAGGACAACUACUCCAACAUUCGCUUCCAGUUUGUGGGCAUCGAGAACAUCCAUGUAAUGAGGACCAGCCUGCAGAAACUGCUUGAAGUGAUUGGAUCUCGGUCCCUCUCCAUGAGUGACUAUCUGGUAGGGCUGGAAAGCUGCGGCUGGUUGAGGCAUAUAAAGUCUGUUGUGGAUGCAGCAAUCUUCCUUGCUAAGGCGGUGACCCAGGAAGGAGCCAGCGUUUUGGUUCAUUGUUCUGAUGGGUGGGAUCGAACAGCGCAGGUCUGCUCCCUUGGAGCUCUACUCAUGGAUCCCUACUAUCGUACCAUCAAGGGUUUCAUGGUACUGAUAGAAAAAGACUGGAUCUCCUUCGGCCACAAGUUUGCAGAUAGGUGUGAUCAAUUGGACGGAGACCCAAAGGAAGUGUCUCCCAUCUUCACUCAGUUCCUUGAAUGUGUCUGGCAGCUAUCUGAGCAGUUCCCUCAGGCAUUUGAAUUUAGCGAGUGGUUCCUGCUUCAGAUCCACGAGCACGUCCACUCAUGUCAAUACGGAAGCUUCCUCGGUAACAACCAGAGGCAGAGAGAAGAGCUGCAGCUAAGAGAGAGGACUCAUUCAUUGUGGGCGCAUCUAAUGAGUGAAAAAUCGAACUACUUGAAUCCGUUCUACAGCCUCUCGUACACUGAGACGCACCCUGUGCUUGAGCCCUCCACUUUGCCCUACCAUUUCAAGUUUUGGAGAAACAUGUACCACCAGUUCGAUCGCUCUAUGCACCCUCGGCAGUCUGUCCUGAAGACCAUCCUGACUGGGAGGGAGAACAGUCGGAUGGCGGAGAGCAAGUUGCAAGCACUGGAGAGUAGGCUCCAACAGCUUGGCGUGACACCAGUCGUGAGCGCCGAACUCUCCAUAGCCACUCCGACCAGGGAGCAUCGUUCACUCGACAAACCCUUCCCGCCGCGCCCCGACUCUCUCAUUCUGGGAGCGCCUGUCAAUCACAAAGAGGCCCGUCGGCAGCAGGAGGAAGAUGAGCACGAGGAGAUCGGCGAGGAGGCCACCGAGAGCGCCGACACCGAGCGGACAGUAGAGGGCAGCAGCGGCACCGAGAGCCGUAAGCAGAGCUACGGAGAGCUUGAAGGGACCUACAAUAACGAUGUGGCCAAAGAGGAACCGGCUGUAGUGAGUCUGGAGUUUGGAGUGGCACGCAUGACCUGCUGA